GUUGAACAUUUGAGCUACAAACACCUGCUGCCGCUGAAACAGCCAAUAGGAAUGAAGAAACAGCAACACUUCCUGUUUCACGAGGAGAGAUAUUAUUGUGUGAAUAGCAAAGGGUACCCCAUUAUGAUUUAGACAGCUUUUCAUUCAUUUCUACUCGCGGAAUGAACAGCGAGGACACCCCGCCUGCGCCGUUUGUCGGUUAAUGAGAGGAAGCUUAAGGUUCCCACCAUGCCUGUCUCCCUGCUAUGGGCGGUGGAUGUGUACGGGCGGGUCUACAGCCUGUCCACGGCGGGGCAGCAGUGGGAGCAGUGCCAUGAUGCCCAGAUGGAGUUUAAGCGGGUGACGGCAGCUCAGCAGUGCUGCUGGGGCAUCGCAUGUGACAACAACAUUUACCUGAAUGUCCACGCUUCGGACCUGCCAGUCCGCUACCAGGAGGAGACCUACGAGAAUCAACGAUGGAAUCCUGUUGAUGGUUUCUCAGACCGCUUGUUGCCAAGCGACCGCUGGCAGUGGAGUGAUAUCACGGGUCUGCAAAACCAACCUCUGGACAACUUCCGUAUUCCCUCUGACAGUUGGGAGUGGGAGGGGGACUGGUACGCAGAUGAAAACUUUGAGGGUGAGCCCACAGAGAAAGGGGGAUGGACCUACGCUAUUGACUUUCCUGCCACCUACACCAAAGACAAGAAGUGGAACUCCUGUGUCCGUCGCAGGCGAUGGCUCCGUUACAGGAGGUACAAAGCCAUGGACACCUGGGCUAAGAUCCCCCCACAGCAGACAACUCUACCAGAUCCUUUCAGCGACAUCAGUUGUGGAGGUUGGGAGAUCAACGAGGAGCCCAGGGGCCGGCUGUCAAUGUGGGCUGUGUCCCUGCAGGGCAAGGUGUGGUUCAGAGAGGGAAUCUAUCACCACAAUCCUGAGGGCUCUUUUUGGGAGGAAAUCCCUCUCCCCGGGGAGGUGGUCCAGAUCAGUUGCGGCCCGGGGGAUCUGGUCUGGGCGGUGCUGUGGGAGGGGCAGCUCAUUGUCAGGGAGGGCAUCAGCAGGGACUGCCCAAAAGGUACCUCCUGGGCGGUGGUGGACUCUCCCAGUCCGGAUGUGGGAGCCACACAUGUAGCAGUGGGAAACAAUGUUGUUUGGGCUUUGACCAAGGACAACAAAGUGUGGUUUAGACGUGGCGUGAACUCCCACAACCCCUGUGGCUCCGGCUGGAUCAGCAUGGUGGGAGAAAUGAUCAUGAUCAACGUCGGACUCAACGACCAGGUGUUGGCUAUCGGCUCCGAGGAUCGGGCGGUGUACUUCCGACAAGGUGUGACCUCUAGUGAAUUGAGUGGGAAAACCUGGAGGGCCAUUACCGUCCCCCGAGACGGAGACCGAUCCCACUCCAGUGCCAGUGCAGGUAGCCUGCAAAGUGCUGGAUGUUACUUCUGUGGUGAGGUGCGUGCUCAGUCAGUAGUGAGUGAUGUGGAAUCCGACACAGAGAAAGGAUCUACCGAUGGAACCAGUCUCCUUGUGGCCUCCAGUUCACCAGAGUCCUUUGUUGAUGCCCCCACAGACCACUCUGACCAACCUAUUGAAACCCCCAAACCCCGCAUCCCCAAAGUCACCAGCGACAGCUUCAUCUCUGAACUCGUCUCUGACCGAGACCCAGGAAAGACCUCAAGAGAGGGCGUUGCUGCUGGUCCAGCUGUUCUGGAGGAUGAAUCCCUCCCCGGAGAAGAAGAGAUCAAAGCCCCCUGUGUGGGUGUAGCUAUUUCCCCUAGCCAGUCUGGAGGUCCUCUUGACCCCCAGUGGAGUAAUGUGGAUCUAGAGGAGGCGCAGGGCCAUCUGGUCCAGACUGGGGCAGUGGUGGACUCAGCUGACACCUGCAGCUUGUCAUCAGUGGCCACAUACACUCUGGCCAUGGAGGACCCGUAUGGGGCAGAUGAGCACCCUUUGUGGGCGUGGGUCAGUGGAGGCGGCUGCUCUGUGGACAGUCACUCCCAACUCAGCUGGUUCAACUGCUCAAUGAACACUUCAUCAAUGGUCCAAUCAGUCCAGUCGAUGAGUCUGUCUGUCACCCCAGCCCAGACGGCAGCCUGGCGAAGACAAAUCUUUGAGCAACUCAGUGAGAGGACCAAAAGAGAGAUAGAUAAUUUUAGACAUUAUGAACAGGCCAUAGAAAAGUCUGUGUGGGUGAAGAAGGGAACCAUGCAGUGGUGGAGAGACUGGAAGCCACACAAGUGGAUAGAUGUUCAUUUUGCCCUGGAGCAGUUCUCAGGAUCAGAGGGCAACAAGGACGGCAUCCUCUUCAUCUAUUACAACUUUUAUGAGGAGAAGAAGUACCUGCAUGCCUUCAUCAAUGAGGUCACCAUCCUGGUUCCCGUGCUAAAUGACUCCAAACACACUUUUGCCAUCUACACUCCCGAGCGUACCAAACAGAGGUGGCCAAUCAGAUUGGCAGCAGCCACAGAGCAAGAGAUGCAUGAUUGGCUGGCGUUGUUGAGUGACUCGUGUUGCGACUCACGGUUGAUCCAGGGUCCUCCCUCCAAACAGGCCAUCUGGUCCCUCACUUGUAAAGGUGACAUCUUUGUCAGUGAGCCCUGUCCUAGUCUGGAGGCCAUGCCUUACCCCACACCCUGCGACCAGAUGUUCUGGCGGCAGGUUGGAGGUCACCUACGUGUGGUGGAGUGCAACAGUGUUGGUAUAGUGUGGGGGAUUGGCUACGACCACACUGCCUGGGUCUACACCGGGGGCUAUGGUGGUGGCAUCUUCCAAGGUCUGUCCAGCAGCACAGAUAACAUUUACACACAGGUAGAUGCCAAGAGUGUCUACAUCUAUGAGAACCAAAGGUGGAACCCCGUCAGCGGCUACACCAACAGAGGGCUCCCUACAGAUCGCUACAUGUGGAGUGAUGCAUCAGGACUACAUGAGUGCACAAAAACAAAUAUGAAACCCCCCUCCCCUCAGUGGACAUGGGUGUCUGACUGGGCUAUUGACUACAGUGUGUCCGGGGGGGCAGACAGAGAAGGCUGGCAAUAUGCAGCUGAUUUUCCAGCGUCAUAUCAUGGUUAUAAAACGCUAAAGGACUUUGUGCGUCGCAGGCGAUGGGCCAGAAAGUGUAAACUGACCACCACAGGACCAUGGCAAGAGAUUCCGCCUAUAUCACUGAGUGAUGUGACCAUUCUGCCGUGUGCAGCUCAGAGCAGCGUGGACCUGGUUCCUCUGUGGGCGAUCAGCAACAAGGGAGACGUACUCUGUCGACUGGGAGUUACCACACUGACACCUGCUGGAUCCUCGUGGCUCCAUGUGGGGACUGACCAGCCUUUCAAGUCCAUCUCCAUCGGAGCAGCCAGCCAGGUUUGGGCUAUCGCCAAGGACGGCUCUGCCUUUUACAGGGGAUCGGUUUCCCCACAGAGCCCAGCAGGAGACUGUUGGUACCACAUCCCUUCCCCAGCCAAACAGAAGCUGAAGCAGGUGUCAGUCGGGAGGACAUCAGUCUACACUGUAGAUGAAAAUGGUAACCUGUGGUACCGGCAGGGUGUGACCCCCAGCUACCCUCAGGGCUCCUCCUGGGAACACAUCUCUAAUAAUGUACGCAAGGUCUCUUUAGGGCCACUGGACCAGGUGUGGAUCAUAGCGGAUAAGGUGCAGGGCAGCCAGAGUCUGAGCUGUGGAACAGUGUGCCAUCGACUCGGUGUCCAACCUAUGGAGCCUAAAGGACAGUCGUGGGACUACGGCAUUGGGGGUGGAUGGGACCACAUCACAGUGAGAGGCAACUCAAUGGAGCCGCCCCGCAUCCGUCUUCCCUCUCUGACCGCCCCAGCCCCUCAGAGCCCCCUCCCUGUCAGCAACAUGAAGGUCAACGGCGAUGCCGUGGGAUGCUAGACACACACAGAAACACACAUUCUGUACAUAGCCAUCUUAAACCAGAUUACCUUUGUAGUAAUAUGUAGUUUGUAGUAUAUAGUUUUUGUUUGAAAGUACUUCUAUUUUUAACACUGGAGUAGCAGCAAUGCUGAUUCAAGUCCAAACUCUGGAAGACAGCCUUUAGUCUUCACAUCACUGCAGUCAGUGUAACAGAAAGUCAGGACUUUUGGACUUUGAGAAAAACCAUAAACUGCUGAGCUGAAUCCGUCGCCUUUUCUCUGAAGAUUUUUAAUCUUUUGACCCAAAUGUGGUUCAUUUUUACUAAACUGUGCGGGCAUUUCUGUCUAAUUUAGCUGUUUGUCUUUGGUCACUGACAUUGAACUUGUUGAACUUGAUGGUCUUAAUACAAUUUCCUUAUUUAUUUAUUAGGCUGUGAUGUUUCCGUUGGUUUCUGUAGUUUCUGUGAAGAGUACCUCAACUAAGGUUGAGUGAGCUUUAUUUUUUUAAAGGGAAAGAACUUGUCUACUUAAAUUACAGUUGCUUAGCUGCAGUCAGCUCCAGGGCUGCUAUUUCUUGCACAAAAUAAACAAUAAUGUUUGAUAUUAGCCUACAUGCAACAUGUUAACACAUGUUCAAACAGAGUAAAGCCAUGCCUAGAGUUCCACUGGAGCAGGCCGGAGGAUGUUUGAUCCCGGCUCCACAGGCGGAUUCACGCUUCUGCUAAUCUUACACAUCUAUAAAAUGUUAUACCACAGACUGCAGAAAUAAACAUGGAUGCAGCUUUAGUGUUUAGGUUUCUGAGAGGAAUUUUUGAAGCCUAAAUUUGGGUGUAUUGCAUGCAACAAUCCUGUCAAUUUGGAGACAGAAAAUCCAAUUUAGGGUUAUGUAGUGAAACCUGUGUGAAACUGAGUUUAGUGAGUGUGAUAGGCUGAGACAUCUGUAAAUCAGGGCAUACACACCAAAACAUACUGUAAGCUUCAGUCUGUUUUAUUGGUACAACUGAGACUGUAACUUCUUGGAAGGAAUUUGAAGGUUUUCCCAUUGACUUCAAUGCACUUGGGGUGUUUAUUUGGAGCCAGCAUGUAGCAGCUGGAACAAGACAGGUAAAUGAAGCCAGUGCAGACUGGCUUCAUUUACCUGUUCUGGUGGCUGCUUGCCUUGUAAAAACAGUUGGCCUAUGUUUUAUCAAGAUGUAAUUUUUUUUCUAAAAAAAAUAUAACAUUAUACUGUCAUGGAGUGCAACGGUUAGCGUUGUAAAUGAGGAAAGUGUGGAUUACUUUUAAACGUCUUGUGUUUGAAAUGCUGCAACUGAACCUUCCUCUUUCUCAGGAGCAUUUGCAUGCCAUCAACUUCCUGGUGGUAGUAGAAUGACUGAGUAAUUCAAAGAAAACCUAAAAAAAACACUAUAUUUUUGUUAUACAUUAGAAAACUAUAUUAUUUAAUAAGUACAGUGGUUGCUGCAAUGGUACUAAAUAAAUGUGGAGUAGGGUUUGCACAUCUGCCAAGAGCAGUUAAUUCAAAAUACAGUUUUUUUUUCUCCAUUAAAAUAAAUUCUUAAACACACUGAUGAAUCCUUUCAGGGAUUAAUGUAUGUUAACAGCUACCUAAAUUCCCCUUUAUCAUAAUGUACUGUCUAAAUAUAAUGCAGCCUUUGGAAAAGUGGAACGUAUACAGAGAUGUAUCUGUUUUAUCUGUGAAUAACUAACAUCAUACUGUGUUACUGUAGCGUGCGACACAUCAGUGCUGUUGACAUUGUGGAGUACAUUUUUCAAGUGUUGUGCAUUGUCAAAGUAACAAAGUAACCUCUAGUCUUUGUCAAUAAAUAAAUGUGUUUAUUGAUAAUAA
Messenger RNA from Etheostoma spectabile (orangethroat darter), 5688 nucleotides. It is a transcript of the gene tecpr1a, whose product is annotated as tectonin beta-propeller repeat containing 1a. Gene Ontology annotation, molecular function: phosphatidylinositol-3-phosphate binding. The coding region runs from base 229 to 3861 and encodes 1210 amino acids. Lineage: Eukaryota; Metazoa; Chordata; Actinopteri; Perciformes; Percidae. Gene Ontology annotation, cellular component: lysosomal membrane; autophagosome membrane. Gene Ontology annotation, biological process: autophagosome maturation. The transcript has 24 exons. The record is from RefSeq and is a predicted model, not a curated record.